This is a messenger RNA of Cherax quadricarinatus, 1279 nucleotides long. The record is from RefSeq and is a predicted model, not a curated record. Lineage: Eukaryota; Metazoa; Arthropoda; Malacostraca; Decapoda; Parastacidae.
UCAUCUCCCGGCGACGGUAACGACCAUGCAGGCUCUGAUUCUUCUGACCUUGUUGUUGACGGCUCAAGCAGCACCGUUGGUGUUGCCUGAGGACACAGCUGGUGUGGAGGUGACUCAGUCACAGUCCAUUCCGGCAGAUGGUCCAGCAACGAAGCCUGCAGGUGGUUAUCUUGAAGCUCAGCAUCACCAGUACAGCAGGUGGUCCAAGAGUCUGCUCCAGCUGAUGAAGCACCAGCUGGCACUGCUGAAGAACCAUCUGCCCCUGCUGAACCAGCAACAGCUACUCUUGCUGAGGAGGCACCAGCUGCCACCGCUGAAGAACCAGCUGCCCCUGCUGAAGCUGCACCAGCUGCCGAAAGCUGCCGAAGUAGCUGCCCCUGCUGAAGAACCAGCUGCCCCUGCCGAGGAACCAUCAGCUGCCCCUGCUGAAGAACCAGCUACCCCUGUUGAAGAAGCACCAGCUGCCCCUGCUGAAGCUGCACUAGCUGCCGAAGUAGCUGCCCCUGCUGAAGAACCAGCUGCCCCUGCUGAAGCUGCGCCAGCUGCCGAAGUAGCUGCCCCUGCUGAAGAACCAGCUGCCCCUGCCGAGGAACUACCAGCUGCCCCUGCUGAAGAACCAGCUGCCCCUGCCGAGGAACCACCAGCUGCCCCUGCUGAAGAACCACCUGUACCAGCUGCCGAAGUAGCUGCCCCUGCUGAAGAACCAGCUGCUCCUGCUGAAAAAUCAGCUUCACCAGCUGCCGAACUGCCCCUGCUGAAGAACCAGCUGUCCCUGCUGAAGAACCAGCUGCCCCUGCUGAAUCACCAGCUGCCCCUGCUGAAGAACCAGCAGCCCCUGCUGAAUCACCAGCUGCCCCUGCUGAAGAACCAGCACCCUGCUGAAUCACCAGUGCCCUGUGAAGAACCAGCUGCCCCUGCUGAAUCACCAGCUGCCCCUGCUGAAGAACCAGCUGCCCCUGCUGAAUCACCAGCUGCCCAAGCUUCACCAUCUAAGUUGUUAUUCCUGGAACCCACCAUCACAGUAGGUGCUCCAGUGGUGGUCAAAAACAGCGGCUCUUCUCCCCUCAACCUGGUGAACCCAGUGGCCCAGGUGGACCCCCUGGCCCAGGUGGACCCACGUUUCCGGCCAUACAUCUACCCUAACGAUGCCCCACAUAUCGUUGCAGCUAAAAUCGCACACUUCCGCCUACACGCCGCACUGCUCCCGCCCAUUUCUGUCGCACCGGCCUACUAGAAGAAUUACCUAGGCUCUGGUUACGAAAGAUUUGGCUAUUAGUAA